This is a messenger RNA of Fusarium vanettenii 77-13-4, 1647 nucleotides long. RefSeq lists its product as uncharacterized. Bases 1 to 1647 code for a protein of 548 amino acids. The record is from RefSeq and is a predicted model, not a curated record. Lineage: Eukaryota; Fungi; Ascomycota; Sordariomycetes; Hypocreales; Nectriaceae. The transcript has a single exon.
AUGAACGAGGAUGUUGAAUCCAUGGCUGAUCGCGUGAGACGAGUACGGUCCGACUCGAGAGAUCUUCGGAAUUACUACAACAUCAAGAUCUCUGAAAGACGUCACAAACGGUUGAGCCAAUUCUAUAAAGAUGAAUUGGACGCUCUCUUCCAGGUGCCCUUCCAGGAUCUUGGCCAGCAAGGCAGAGCCGACUUUUUACUUCUGCGAAACUACCUCAAGCGAGGGCAGCGACAGCUCAAUCUCGAUCAAAAAGCACAAGAAGCAGCGAUGCCUCUGUUGCCUUUCGCGUCAAUCAUCGUAUCACUGUGCGAGUCGAGACAAGAUGUCAAGCCAAUGGAAGCAGAGAAGACUGCCGAGUUAUUGAACAAAGUCGCAGUUGAAACAUCAAAUGUCCAACACCAAGUGGAAGAAGGCAAAGUAAAAGUCAGCAAGCACAGUGCGCACAAAGCUGUUCAGAUUGUGGCCGAACUGCGAAAACAUCUGCACGAGUUUCUGAGCUUCUACACUACGUACGAUCCCAUGUUUGACUGGUGGGCAACCACACCAUGGAGAGAAGCAAACGCCGCUUUACAGCACUAUCAGUCUGUGGUACAAAGCAGACUGGCCGGAGUACGCCACGAUGGCCAUGAUGAGAUCUUUGGGCAACCGAUCGGUAGAGACGGACUACUCGUGGAAUUGGAAGCUGAGAUGAUUCCCUACGCACCUGAAGCACUGAUCGAUAUCGCAAAAGAACAGUACAAAUGGUGCGAGGCGCAAAUGAAGAAGGCCUCAAAAGAACUCAACUUUGGUGAUGACUGGAAGAAGGCCCUCGAACACGUCAAAACAAAGUCUGUUCCUCCCGGCGAACAAACCCAACUCGUCCUCCAGCUCGCUCGCGAAGGCACAUCUUUCGUUCGAGAGCACAACCUUGUCACCGUGCCUGAAAUCGCCGACGAGACAUAUCGAAUGUUUAUGAUGUCUCCAGAACGUCAAAAGGAAUCGCCCUUCUUUCUUGGUGGUCCUUCGAUACUCGUCGCUUCCCCGACGGCAGACAUGUCGCAUGAGCUCAAGAAGAUGGUCAUGAGAGGAAAUAAUAGGCACUUUUCUCGUGCUACGGCUUUUCACGAACUCAUACCUGGACAUAGGCUGCAGUUAUUCAUGGGCGAACGACAUCAUAGUCACCGCCAGAUGUUUACUACCUCCUUCUUUGUUGAAGGCUGGGCCAUGUACUGGGAGAUGGUGUUUUGGGAGAUGGGCAACUUCUUCAUCUCACCCGAGGACCGCAUCGGUACAUUAUUCUGGCGCAUGCAUCGCUGUGCCCGUAUAAUCUUCUCUCUCAAGUCUCACCUGGGUGAGAUGACGCCUCAAGAAUGCAUCGAUCUUUUGGUCGAUUGGGUUGGUCAUGAGCCGUCCAAUGCUGAAGCUGAGGUGAGACGGUCUUUCAACGGGGACUAUUCGCCGCUGUAUCAAGUGGGAUACAUGAUUGGUGCGCUGCAGAUGAUGGAAUUGAGGAAAGAGGUGUUGAGCUCGAGAAAUUACAGCGAAAAGGAGUUCCAUGAUUGCGUUUUGAGGGCGAAUACGAUGCCUAUCGAGUUGCUGAGGGCAUUACUGCUUGGACUGGAUCUGACGCCAGAUUACAAGGCGCAAUGGAGGUUUUACUCAUCAUGA